Messenger RNA from Cordyceps fumosorosea ARSEF 2679, 2307 nucleotides. Its product is annotated as Helicase-associated domain protein. Gene Ontology annotation, cellular component: intracellular anatomical structure; catalytic step 2 spliceosome. NCBI's taxonomy places the organism in Eukaryota, Fungi, Ascomycota, Sordariomycetes, Hypocreales, Cordycipitaceae. The record is from RefSeq and is a predicted model, not a curated record. The coding region runs from base 1 to 2307 and encodes 768 amino acids. Gene Ontology annotation, molecular function: RNA binding. The transcript has a single exon.
AUGGCGUCCGCAGAAAAUGGUAGCCAGCCUGCCAAAAAACGAAAAACUGGCGGCCAAGGUCUCAACAUAAUCAGCCUUGGCAAUGGCAAAACACUUUCAUUGGACGGGUACCUAGGCCCGCUCAAAUCAAAGCCGCCUCUCAAACCCAUUGCAGAGAGCGAAAGAAAAACGACAGACGAUAAACCUGACAAGGAUAUCUCGAAAAGACCCGACACAAAGAGUCCACACUCCAAAUCAAAUAAUGUUGGGGGCGGAGCUCUUCUGCAAGCGAGGCAAGCACUUCCCAUUUGGCGACACAGAAAAGAAAUUCUAGAGCCUUUGCGUGGAUCUGGGAACAAUAUCCUCGUUUUGGUUGGUGAGACUGGAUCUGGCAAAAGUACACAAGUUCCUCAGUUUUUAUCCGAAGAGCCUUGGUGUAGGCGUCAAAAAGUUAAACUUGCAGGCUCAUCAGAUGAAGUUUUUGUCGGUGGCAUGGUCGCCAUUACUCAGCCAAGACGAGUCGCUGCCACAACUCUGGCGCACCGUGUGGCCCAAGAAGCAGGAACGCCAUUGGGAAAAUGGAGAAAAGAUGGCAAAGUUGGAUACUCCGUUCGAUUCGACCACCAGGUGCCCAAGGGCGCCAAAAUCAAAUUCCUCACUGAGGGCACAUUGCUUCAGGAACUCCUGCGCGACCCAUACCUGAGAAAAUACAGUGCCGUCAUUGUUGAUGAAAUCCACGAACGCAGCCUAGAUGCUGAUCUAUUAGUUGGCUUCCUAAAGAAAAUUUUGAUCGCAGGGCCGAAGCAUCGUGGCGGCGCUCCGCUCAAAGUCGUCAUUAUGAGUGCUACUGUCAAUAUCGAAGCUAUCAGGGGGUUCUUUGACGACGAUGCAAUAUUACAGCACAAUCACAAAGGUGCUGAUAUGUUACAGAUCGAGGGUCGACAAUUUCCCGUCGAGGUUCAGCACGAAUCUCGGCCCGUUGCCGAUCUGCAGGACGCGCUGUUGAAACGCAUCUUUAAAAUACACACGGAAGAGCCGCUUCCUGGCGAUAUCCUGGCAUUUCUUACGGGACAAGAGGAGAUCAUCAUGGCCCAAAAAUUGAUCGAAGAGUAUUGCGCAAGCCUUGCCUCCAACGUGCCGAAGAUUAAAGCGGUACCCCUAUAUGGGCAGCUGUCGAUUGAAGCCCAACAAGAGGCUUUUCUUCCUGUUAAGAACAGGUUCACACGAAAAGUUGUCCUCGCAACGAAUAUUGCAGAAACAUCGGUCACAGUAUCCGGUGUUCGAUAUGUGGUGGACGGCGGGAAAGCGAAGAUGAAACAGUUCCGCCCGCGAUUGGGCCUGGAAUCGCUACUCGCUAAGCCCAUCUCUAGAUCAUCAGCAAUCCAAAGAACGGGUCGUGCCGGCCGUGAAGGGCCUGGAAAAUGCUACCGUCUCUACACUGAGGCGAGUUUCGAUUCGCUGCAGUCGGCUGAUCUCCCAGAGAUCCUCCGCAACGACGUUCUCAGCGCAGUCCUCACGAUGAAGGCACGCGGGAUUCAGGAUGUUUUCUCCUUUCCUCUAAUGGAUUCUCCGGAAACGGAAGCAAUCGAACGUGCUUUGGUGCAUCUGCACUUUCUUGGGGCGCUGGAUGACGAUGGGAAUAUUAAUAGUGUUGGAGAGACCAUGGCCAAGCUGCCCCUCUCGGCUCCUUUAGGCGCUGUUCUGAUUGCGGCCUCAAACCCAGAAUACGACUGCCUACUGGAGGUCAUUGAUGUUGUAUCAUGUAUCACGGCAGGCGAGGACAUUUUCCUGGCUGUGCAUCUGGAAGAAGGCCAGGAAGAGGUCGAGGAAUCUCGAAAGGAGCUUCAACGACGCGAAGGCGACAUCAUCACAUACCUCACCACCAUGCAGCAAUACACAGCUGAAAACGCCGACCGAAAUGAGUGGUGUAAGAAGCGAAAGCUCAACACACGCACCAUGAAGCAGGCGCUGAAUAUUCGAAGACAGCUUCGCGGCAUGUGCGUUAAGGAAAAGCUCUUCAAUGAGGCGCCGCCGGCUGACCCGCAGCCAUUCACCCCAACAUCUCCGGGGCGCGCCGAGACAAUUCUCAAAUGCUUUAUCCGUGGGUUUGCAAUGAAGACAGCAAUGCUCGCACCAGAUGCAAGCUAUGUGACCAGCCAGGGCAAGCAUGUUGUGGCCAUACACCCGGCAAGUGUGCUCCACGGGCGAAGGGUAGAAGCCAUCAUGUUUCUUGAGCAGGUUUACACCAAGAAGAACUAUGCGAAGAAGGUCAGCGUUAUUCAGACGACGUGGCUCGUCGAGGCAUUAGAGCGAAAGUACAAACGAUAA